UGAGAAUCCUACCGUCGCCGUCUCCGUUCGGAAAACCCCAGAUGGCCAAACCCUGCGAGCGCGAGCCGACCGCCGCCUCGCCUCCCCCGCUCCGCUCUCUCACCGGCCACCGCGGUCGAACCCAGCUCCAGGCCACCGCGCCCCAGCGGCACGAUGGUGACCGACGCCGUUGCAAUGGCCGUCGUGAGGGCGGCGCGCCCGGCCCUCCGUGGCGCCCACGACGGCGUCGCCUUCGCGGCACACGCCACUUUCCUCGUUGCCGGGUACUCGCUCUGCGCCGUCGGCCCCGACGCGCUCGCCGAACCCUCGCCCGCAGGUGAUCAAGAGGUGGGGACCGAUGGUUGGAAUAGCAUGGAGAACAUCUACGCUUUUUUGUAUAGCAAGGAGGAGAAGGAAACAAAGAACCACGUACUUGUGAAAUGCCUGGUGACCGGUGAAUCACUUGCAAUUGAUCUCCAGGAUCUUGAGGCACAGGAUAAGGAUCCAUACAAUAUCCUGAUCAACGUGAAAGAUUUCUUCUCUGAAGAGCAGCCGAAGAACUAUGGGGAUAUGUACAAGAAUUUUGCUGUUCUCAUUGAGAAUGUGAACUCAAAAUUGCUGCGCAAACUGGAUGCGAAGGAUGCUGCUAAGAACCCUGACACUACUUCCAAGAAGACUGAUGCUGAGAGCAGUUUAUCACUCCACAGGCUGUUUCCAGAAUUCGAGGAGCAUGAUUGUGCAAGGACAGGAAGGACCGCAACGGAAAUGGUGGAGCUUAAGGAUGGUCCCCAGGAACAGUUUACACAUGAAAUGGAACCCUUUCUACGCGACAAAGGCGUUGUAGAGUUAGUUGCUGAUCAUGCGUGUGAGGAAGUGAAACCCCUUUCACCAGAAGCAGCACAGAUGGGUUUAUUCGCAAAUGUGAAGAAACCAUUCUUGAUGCAAAUAUUGCAUUUGGGAAUUAGGAAGGGAUUAACAAAGGAAGUGUUGCAAAACAUGGCCCAUUUAAAGAUAAAUUUAGAAGAUUUAUCGCAAACUGAGCUCCUAACACUGUGUGUGGCUAAUGGUGUCAAUUGCAAAAAAAAUAAGAAAGAAGAAAUGUUGGCUAGCCUUCGUGACCACAAAAGAUCAUUGGCGCAAAAGGUGACCAAUUGUUCAAAGGAGUGGGCAUCGAGAUAUGAUGUUCUCAUGAAGAAGUACAUGGAGGAGUGCGCAGAGAGGCGUUCUUUACACAAUGAGCUUAUUGAGCUGAGGGGGAACAUUAGGGUGUUCUGCAGAUGCAGGCCCCUAAACGAUAAGUACAUCUCUGUGGUUGAGAUCGAUCCAGAAAAGAAGAAUGUGCUGCAGUUUACUCCUGUCGGAAAAGAAAGGAAGGCCUUCAAGUUCGAUUAUGUUUUUGGCCCAGAGGAUGACCAAGAGGCAGUAUUUUCAGAAACGGUGCUUGUUAUUAGGUCAGUGAUGGAUGGCUUCAAUCUAUGUAUUUUUGCCUAUGGACUGACAGGAGCUGGUAAAACAUUUACUAUGGAAGGGGUUCGAGGAAAUAUGGGUGUAAAUUAUAGGGCUUUGCAAGAAUUGUUCAGAAUCUCGAUAGAAAGAAGUGCAUCUGUUGCAUAUACAUUUUCUACUGGUAUUCUGGAAGUUUACAAUGGAAAGAUAAGGGAUCUACUUGGUGAGAGCAAUAAGCAAUUAAAAAGCUUGAAUAUUAAGCAAAGUGCUGAUGGAACGCAAGCGGUGUCUGGUUUGAUUGAUGUUCCAAUUUAUGACAGAGACGGUGCAUGGGAGAUACUGAGAGCUGGUGCUCGGAAUAGAUCUGUUGCGGCAACCAAUGCAAAUGAACUCAGUAGCCGCUCCCACAAGUGAGGGCUGUGGUGUUUUACCUCAUGUUAUGUAUUCAUUCUUUCUAAUUAAUUAAGAUAAUCAUCUAGGAUACCCUUCCAGUUUUCAAAAAUUAUCAUCACCAUUUAGAUUCAGUUUUUGUCAGCUUGGCAUUGAACUGUCAUUACUAUAGCAUUGUGAUAAAAUAUUUUGCCUCAUGUUUUGUGCCCGGACUUGUGUUCCAUUUGCAGUUUGGUUAGGGUCACCGUCACUGGCUCAAAUUUGGUGACGGGUCAGAGGAUAUUAAGCUAUAUGUGGUUAGUUGACCUUGCCGGAAGUUUGAGAGUAGGAGAAACUGGAGUAGAAGGUGAUAGGCUCGAGGAGGCAAAGUUCAUCAAUAAAUCACUAUCUGCCUUGGGUGAUGUUAUAUCUGCCCUUGCAUUAAAAAA
Panicum virgatum (switchgrass) is the source of this 2243-nucleotide messenger RNA. Its product is annotated as kinesin-like protein KIFC3. The transcript has 10 exons. Gene Ontology annotation, biological process: microtubule-based movement. The record is from RefSeq and is a predicted model, not a curated record. Lineage: Eukaryota; Viridiplantae; Streptophyta; Magnoliopsida; Poales; Poaceae. The coding region runs from base 154 to 1839 and encodes 561 amino acids. Gene Ontology annotation, molecular function: ATP binding; microtubule binding; microtubule motor activity.